Molecule: messenger RNA, 2932 nt
Organism: Sitodiplosis mosellana (orange wheat blossom midge)
Lineage: Eukaryota; Metazoa; Arthropoda; Insecta; Diptera; Cecidomyiidae
Exons: 2
Coding region: 196-2586 (796 amino acids)
Source: RefSeq, a predicted model, not a curated record
CCAAGGGGCAAAUCACUCAACAAAUUACUUUUCCUAUUACUUUUUUCCCUCAAAAUUACUUUUGCUUAUUAUAUAUGAAUUACAAAUUACUUUCCAUACAGUUUGACGUGAAUGUCAAACUAUUGACGUUUCAAACCAUAUGAUGCAAGUUGUAGAUCGCACAGUAUAAAAUUCGUAUUAUUCAAUUGAAAUAAAAUGGAAAAUCUAUUCUGGACAAUUCUUGAAAGUGACCUUUGUGUUGAAAUACCAACUUUUAUAAAGAAUGGAUUCGACUAUAGCAAUUUUGGCAAUGCACUCGUUUUCAAAGAAAUCUCAGAUCAACACAUCGAUGACCUGGAAAAAUUCAUAAGAUACGAUAUUGCAAAAUUAGUCGAGAUAAAAAAUCCAGAGGAAUUUUACGGUCGGAUUUUUGCAAAAGAUCAUGAAAAAUUCAUUUUUUUACCUGGUGAAAGAGUACUAAUAAAAGAGCUAGUAGCGCAUGUUAAAAGCAUCGUCGACCAAAAUGGAAAAAAUACAGGUCUUAGUCAUUUCAAGUCAUCGAAGGAAAUCAAAACUGAAAGCAUAUCAUCAGGAGCUAGAUCAGGAAUUGGAGACAACGUCGAACAAAUGACAUAUUCGUACUUCUUAAACCAAUUGCUAUCAAAUGCUCGCCAAAAUUCUGAUCGCAAACCAGGCGGAUUUCGAUACGACCCGGAUACUCGAAAAUUUGCUAUGUACUUACGCAUGAUCAUGGGUUCAUUAGCAUAUCAGACACUACAAGCAAAUUUGGAAGGCGCCAUUCCUUCAUUGCCAUCAAUCAAUCGCUACAUUCAAUCAUCUCACUAUCAUAUAACUGAAGGUGUUUUACGAACAGAAGAGCUGCGGAAUUAUUUAAAUGAGCGUAGUCUUCCGAAUGUUGUUUGUUUAUCAGAGGACGCCACACGUGUUGUGGGUCGAGUGCAAUAUGACUCUCGAACAAACCAAGUUAUUGGUUUUACUCUUCCAAUUCAUGGCGAAAGUGGCCUACCAAUUCCGUUUAAAUUCCCAGCAAGAACUGCCACUGAAAUAUUGAAUCAUUUUAAAACUGGGAGUGUAUCAACUAAUUUAAUCGUUGUGAUGGCACAACCGGUUGAAAAAAAGGCUUCACCAUUUUAUCUCCUACUUUUCGGAUCAGACAGCAAGUAUUCAGCGAUUGAUGUUAAACACCGAUGGAUAUAUAUUAAGAAUGAACUGGCUAAAGUUGGAAUUAGUGUCUUAACAAUAUCGUCUGACUCAGAGCCUCGCUAUAACGCUGUAAUGAGAGAUCUAUCACAAUUGGGUGUAGCAUCGAGUAUCAAAUGGUUUUCGUGUGGUAAAAACAUUUUAAAUCCGUUUUAUGUGCAAGAUAUUAUUCAUCUUAUCACAAAACUUCGAAACUUGAUUUUGCGAACGAAAUGGCUCAAUAAGAAAUUACCAUUCGGCAAGUUUAAAAUUGAUAUGCUUCAUGUAUACGUUUUGCUGUAUAUGUACUCAAAAGGUGAACAUCAGCUGACUGAAUCGGUGCUCAAUCCGGCUGAUCGCCAGAACUUUUCAUCAGCGGAGAGAAUGUGUAAUGAAAGAGUGACAGCACUUUUGGAUUUUGGCGUUGAAAAUAGUGAAGCUACAUCUCUGUAUUUGAAAAUGAUGAGAGAUAUUAUGUCCGCUUACAUGGAUCCAAAUCUAACACCAUUACAAAGAAUUAGAAGACUUUGGUAUGCUGUUUUCGUGUUUCGAAUUUGGCGCCGUUACAUUGAGAAUCACAAAGAAUUCACAUUGAAGGACAAUUUCUUGUCUUUAAACUGUUAUGCGUGCAUUGAGCUAAAUGCACACAGCCUGGUUCUGCUUAUGGUACAUUUAAAAGAAACCAAUCAGCCACAGCUGUUUUUGCCGAAUUUGUUUGAAAGCCAACAAUGUGAAUCUACUUUUCGACAAUUUCGAUCACUUUCGUCCACGUACAGUACUGUGGUAAACUGUACAUUAAAAGAGGCAGCAGCACGUAUCUCAAAAAUUCAAUUGCAAAACGAUAUAAUGCAUGGCACAUCGGAACACUUUGUUUUUCCUCGCUUGAAAAAAAAAUCAGAAUUCGUCGAAUACAAUCACUUUGAUCUGCCUUCGAAAGAUGAAAUCUAUUCAGAAAUAGAAAAUUGCCAAAAAGAUGCUAUUAAAACUGCCAAGGAAUUUGGUUUGAUUGGUAAACGAAGUGCAAAAACAUUCGAAUGUAAAAUUAAUCCACACGAAACGAAACACACUCAAGCCAAGAGGAGCGAUCCGAUUUUGAAUGUUCGAAAAAACAUUGCGGAGCUUGAUCUCAAUAACAUAAAACUCAAAGACUACACUGGAAAAUUGAAGGAUACUAAUUUUGAUUUAACAAGUCCAUAUGUCGAAAUACUGAGUGACGAUGGGGAGCAAACAAUUGUCAAGAAGACCUCACUUUGUUGGCUGCUGAGAGAAGACUGCCACAAACUUAGCUCCGAUCGAUUGCUGAGAGUGCGACAUCCGACAAAAAAACUACGUACACAGCCAAACAAAAAUUUCAAAAGCAAAAUCAGCAAGCGACCACGCAAACCAACGAAGAAAAAAAUGAAAUGAAAUGAAUAUUGAUUUUAAUGAACUGUAGCCUGAGCUCACUUUUUUUGUUUAUUGUUUUAACAAACAACCAGGGGAACAAUCGUAACGUUCGUAUUUGAGUCAUUUUUUUUUGUUUUGACUGUAAUAAAAUAUCAAAUAUUAUUGCUUCGAAAACCUUAAUAACGAAUGAACAGUGAACACAGCUCGAUUUUUGCACAAAAACUCAAUCAUAAGUUAUGACAUUUUUAAAAUGAAAUUCGACUCUACCUUAAAAUUUAUAGCUAAAAAGAACACAAAAUAACAACUGAGUAAAUGAAACUGAACAAAGUCUCUGAUGUAAAUAAAGAAUAAACCAAAUUGAAAAAAA